Molecule: messenger RNA, 663 nt
Organism: Penicillium arizonense
Lineage: Eukaryota; Fungi; Ascomycota; Eurotiomycetes; Eurotiales; Aspergillaceae
Product: FG-GAP repeat domain-containing protein
Exons: 3
Coding region: 1-663 (220 amino acids)
Source: RefSeq, a predicted model, not a curated record
AUGUCCUUCACCAUUAACGACUUGAGGGAAGCGUGCAGCAAAUAUUUCCAGUUGGUAAUCCUUGAGAGUUUGAACCCUACAGCCACCCUCGAUGCGCACGAGUUGCGAUUUUCCAUCCGGCCACAAGUUUCUUACCCGAGAACUUUCCAACGUCAGGUCGACCAUGUGGAGACAGUUGCAACGACGCACAUUCCAGUUAAACGUCCGGGCCCGGAAGGUGUUGCGGUGGGUGACUUUGACGGAGAUGGCCAUCUCGAUAUUGUGGUUGCGAAUGGGGUCGACGAUACGGUGAGCGUCUUGCUCGGAACUGGAUCAGGGAAUUUCCAGGCGCAGGCCACGUUCCCUGUGGGGUCAUUUGCGCACGGCGUUGCACUGGGCGACUUCGACGAAGACGGCCACCUCGAUAUUGUGGCUUCAAAUACAGCCGAUGAUACGGUGAGCAUCUUGCUCGGGCGGGAUUGGAUCGAAGAGCUUCCAGCUGCAGUCUACAUUCCCUGUGGGGCCCAGGCCGCUUGGUGUUGCGGCGCAGGCCACAUUCCCCGUGGGGUCCCAGUUAGUGUUGCAGCAGGCGAGUUCGACGGAGAGGGCCAUCUCUACAUCGUGACUACGAAUGAUGCCGACAGUACAGCGAGCGUCUUGCUUGGGAAGCCUUGCGGCGCUUAG